AUGCAAGAUCGUACUCACCUCGACGAACUCCUCGAGGCUGUGAAGAAAGAGUUUGAAAGUCUCUCCAGAGAAACUACCUUGUAUAAAGAUCAUCACCAGGAGUAUGAAAUGAAAAUUAACCAACAGCACCAAGAACUGGCUAGUAUUAGAAAUACCGUCUAUGAGUUGGAGCAGGCUCAUAGGACCAUGAAGGAUGCCUACGAGAAGGAAAUUCUAAGGUUGAAGCAGGAUUUGGAAAACAGAGACCGUCUUCUUGAGCAGCAAUCAAUUCAGCAACAGCAGCAGGUUCAGGCUCAGGCCCAAGCCCAGCAUCAGCAACAACAGGCUGCUGCUGUGGCACAAGCACAGGCACAAGCACAGGCACAAGUCCAGGCUCAUUCACAGACACAACAGUUUGGUCGGCCCGGUGUAAAUCAACCCCAGAUUGCUCCUCCAAACCUUUCUACACCUUCUUCAAGCGUUCCUGAUGCUGCCCGUGGCUUCCUUUCCCAACCUCCGGGUGCACCCGGUACAGCAGCAACGGCUAGUGCCACAUCCCCAGCAGCUGCUGCACAGGCCCUUUCACAACCUGCCAUUCAACCUGCUACAGCAGCAGUACCAACUAUAGCCACAAAUGCAUUUUCAGCAAACUCCACCACCACCAACACUACAAAACAGCAGCAGUCGCCAGCGCCAGACGCUACUAAGAACGGUACCUCCCCAGUUACAGCUUCGCCAACAACCGCUUCUCCUGCCGCUACUACAAAUGCUGCUCCUAGUUUCACAGAAACUCCUGCGACAACUUCUCCAACUUCGACGCAUAUUAAGCCUAUAAAGCAGGAGACCGUCUCGCAAGAAGCACUGGUCAAACGAGCACAACAUAACAAGCCAAUACCCGCUUUUCUCAAAGAUUUUGACUCUUACAACUCCUUGCCUUACAAGAAGCAGCAGUCUGAGUAUUAUGUUGUUUAUAAUCCGAAAGUGCCGAAGAAAGCUGAGAUUUCUUUAGUUCAUUCCUUUGACCAUACCUCCGUCGUCUGCUGUGUUAGAUUCUCAAAAGAUGGUAAAUUCCUUGCCACUGGUUGCAAUAAGCUUACCCAAGUGUUUAGUGUCGAGACUGGCGAUUUAGUUGCCAGGCUCAGCGACGAAUCUUCCGCCUCCGCUAACGGCUCUUACGAUACUGGCAGUGGUGACUUGUAUAUCCGUUCCGUUUCGUUUUCUCCUGAUGGCAAAUUCCUUGCUACCGGUGCAGAAGACAAGAUUAUCCGUAUAUGGGACUUGGCUACACGUACCGUUGUUAAAUACUUGAAGGGCCAUGAACAGGACAUUUACUCUUUGGACUUUUUCCCAGAUGGAACUAAAUUGGUGUCUGGCUCUGGAGACAGAACAGUAAGAAUUUGGGACGUUUUUACCGGUCAAUGCUCUCUCACUCUCUCCAUUGAAGAUGGUGUCACUACUGUGGCCGUUUCUCCAGAUGGAAAGUUGAUUGCAGCCGGCUCUCUAGAUAGAACAGUUCGGGUCUGGGAUGCCAACCAAGGUUUCCUAGUCGAGCGACUUGAUUCUGCCAACGAGGCCGGUAAUGGCCACAUGGAUUCAGUUUACUCUGUGACAUUUACUCACGAUGGCCACGAGAUCGUGUCUGGAUCAUUGGAUAGAACCGUCAAAUUGUGGUCUUUGAAAGAUCUUCAAAGGCAGCAAGGUGCCGCCUCAAAAUCCAACUGUGAAGUUACCUACGUGGGCCAUAAAGACUUUGUUCUUUCUGUGUGCUGCACUCCUGAUGACGAGUUUAUUCUUUCAGGAUCUAAAGAUCGUGGUGUCAUCCUAUGGGAUAAACUUUCCGGAGAGCCUUACAUCAUGCUUCAGGGACACCGUAAUUCCGUCAUCAGCGUUUCUGUUUCUCCAGUGAUGAGCACAAGCAGGGGACUCAACGGUGGCUACUUUGCUACAGGUUCUGGUGAUUGCAAGGCCAGAAUCUGGAAAUGGGAGCGUGUCUCCUCGUAA
Brettanomyces nanus is the source of this 1980-nucleotide messenger RNA. RefSeq lists its product as uncharacterized. The transcript has a single exon. NCBI's taxonomy places the organism in Eukaryota, Fungi, Ascomycota, Pichiomycetes, Pichiales, Pichiaceae. The record is from RefSeq and is a predicted model, not a curated record. Gene Ontology annotation, molecular function: protein binding. Bases 1 to 1980 code for a protein of 659 amino acids.